AUGCACCUCCCAAUUCUCUCGGCCCUCCUCGCCCUCUCCACCACCCUCGUGCAGGUACACGCCGCAGACCUCGGGAUCGAAGUCACCCACAAGGUCGAAUGUGCCCGGAAAACUACUAAAUAUGAUGUCGUGCACAUGCACUACCGCGGCACGCUGGCUAGCGAUGGCUCCGAGUUUGAUGCCAGUUAUAAUCGGGGGAAGCCGUUGGUGUUUUUGUUGGGUGCAGGGAGGGUUAUUAAGGGAUGGGACCAAGGUCUGAUGGAUAUGUGUGUUGGUGAGAAGAGGACUUUGACGAUCCCCCCUGAGUAUGGAUACGGGGACAGAGGUGUUGGGCCGAUCCCCGGGGGUGCGACGUUGGUUUUUGAGACGGAGUUGGUGGCUAUUGAGGGUGAUGAGGAUAAGGAUGAAUUGUAG
This is a messenger RNA of Aspergillus tanneri, 414 nucleotides long. RefSeq names its product peptidylprolyl isomerase family protein FPR2 (gene fkbp3). The record is from RefSeq and is a predicted model, not a curated record. Gene Ontology annotation, molecular function: peptidyl-prolyl cis-trans isomerase activity. Lineage: Eukaryota; Fungi; Ascomycota; Eurotiomycetes; Eurotiales; Aspergillaceae. The transcript is spliced from 2 exons. Gene Ontology annotation, biological process: protein peptidyl-prolyl isomerization. Bases 1 to 414 code for a protein of 137 amino acids.